AUGAACAGAGCACUCCGCCGGCUGCAGCGGUAUGGAGUUGCGCCGCCUACCCUCUCCACACGGCAGAUCCGCUACAUUGCCUUCGCCAUCUUCGUACUUGUAAUAUACACUGUAUUUAUACCUUCCCACGAACCACCACCACCACCACCAUCAUCAUCAUCACCACUAGAUAACGGAGGUUUCGGCGCCGGCGAAGACUUCGUGCCCCCAACGCCAAAACCUCCUCCUCCCUCCAAAGGCAGCUCGAACAAAAAUGCUAGUCCAUUUCGAAUACAAGCAAAGUUUGGGACCGAGACUGCAGCUGCGAAGGGCAUAAGAUUGGAGAGGCAGAAAGAGGUUAAGGAGGCGUUUAUUCACGCGUGGGAGGGGUAUAAGAAGCAUGCGUGGCUGCACGAUGAAGUGCUGCCCAUAUCAGGGGGGUAUAAAGACCCAUUCGUCGGGUGGGCCGCAACGCUUGUCGACGGCCUCGAUACACUGUAUAUCAUGGGCCUGCAGGAGGAAUUCGAAUACGCAUUAGAAGCUCUGGAGAGUAUCGAUUUCAGCAAGCCGAAUGUGGAGAGGGUACCCGUGUUUGAGACAACGAUCAGGUACCUCGGUGGUAUGCUGGGAGCAUAUGAUAUCAGCGGGGGGAAAUAUCCGAUUUUGCUAGAGAAAGCGGAUCAAUUGGGCGAACUUCUCUUUCGUGCUUUUAACACGGCGAAUGGGAUACCGGUGCCUUAUUACUUUUGGCGGAAAGAGGAUAAGAAACUGCAAGGGGAGACCAAUGUUUUGAUUGCGCAGAUGGGGUCCCUCUCGCUCGAAUUCACACGGCUUGCUCAACUUACUGGGAAGAAGAGGUACUUCGAUGGGAUAUCGAGGAUUACAGGCUACUUGGACCAAGCACAGAACCACACUCUGAUUCCGGGGCUGUGGCCUUGGACGGUCGAUACAACGGGUCCUGAUUUCCCCUCUGCAACCUUCACUCUAGGUGCUUGGGCCGACUCCUUGUAUGAGUACUUACCAAAGGAACAUAUCCUUCUCGGCGGAAAGAGCGACCAAUACCUCCGCAUGUACAACACAGCUCUGGUCCCCGCCAGCGAAUACCACUUCUUCAAACCCAAAACACCAGGCGACCAAGACAUCCUGUUUACCGGGAAGGUAGAAGCCAGCAGCGGUUCCCCCGUCCUCAGCACAGAAGUGCAGCACCUCGGCUGCUUUGUAGGUGGUAUGGUCGGUCUCGGCGCACGCAUCAACGACUCCCCCUCCGAACUCGCGAUGGCCAUCCGCUUGUCUGAUUCCUGCUACUGGGCGUACACAAACACCGCCUCUGGAAUCAUGCCUGAGGUCUUCUACAUCGAUCAAUGUCCCGCUGAAGGCUCUUGCACCUGGACCGACGAGGAGAAAACCGGGUUGGGGAAACAAUAUGGAUUCACACGGGUCGAUGAUUCGACCUAUCAGCUCCGACCGGAAGCGAUUGAAAGUAUCUUCAUCAUGUGGCGCAUCACAGGCGAUCCAGAGUGGAUGGAGAAGGGGUGGCGGAUGUGGCAGCCUAUUGCAAAUCACACGCGGACCGAGAUCGCCAACGCGCGGUUACGCGAUGUGACGAGCGUGAGUCCGAAGCAGGAGGAUGGUAUGGAGAGCUUUUGGUUGACGGAGACGUUGAAGUACUUUUAUUUGUUGUUUAGUGAGCCGGGGACGGUGAGCUUGGAUGAGUUUGUACUAAACACGGAAGCGCAUCCCUUCAGACAGCGAGAUCAUUUACUGACUUGA
Molecule: messenger RNA, 1749 nt
Organism: Hyaloscypha bicolor E
Lineage: Eukaryota; Fungi; Ascomycota; Leotiomycetes; Helotiales; Hyaloscyphaceae
Product: glycoside hydrolase family 47 protein
Exons: 4
Coding region: 1-1749 (582 amino acids)
Biological process (GO): carbohydrate metabolic process; N-glycan processing
Cellular component (GO): Golgi membrane; endoplasmic reticulum
Molecular function (GO): mannosyl-oligosaccharide 1,2-alpha-mannosidase activity; calcium ion binding
Source: RefSeq, a predicted model, not a curated record